AUGAGGCCAAAGGAUGCAGAGAUUAAGGGAAUUAAGCCCAAUAUUGUCGAUGAAUAUUCUUUGUCUCAGGAGAACGGUUCUUCCCACGAUUCAUGGAAAAGUUUAAUAGCGUCAGCGAAGAAUACCUCUUUACAGUAUAACAAUAUGAAUCGUGAAAGCCUAAAAAAAUUCUUCAAGCCGAAUGCACAAAUCAUUGAUAAUCCUUUAGACACGCCUAUUCAGUUUAGAGUGUGUGAAAAAUGUGGUAAACCGUUGACUUUGACAGCAAUUGUGGAUCACUUAGAAAAUCAUUGUACGGGAAUCUUUGGAAAAAAUAACAUAGAUUCAAGAGAUGAAAGUACUAAUGAAACUGUACGAAAUGGAACAGAACCAACUGGCGCUAACAACAAUGAUAAUGAUGAUGACAACAACAAUGAUAACAACAAUGAGGACGAUGAGGACGAUGAGGGUGAGGACGGUGAGGACGAGGACGAUGACGAUGAGGAUGAGGACGAUGAGGGAGAUGAUGAUGAUGAUGAUGAUGAUGAUGAUGGUGAUACCAAUAGUGCCAAUGAUAAAAAGAGUGAUUCUUCUUUUAAUCCUUUAAAAAGAUCGACAUCUAUGGAAUCUGCUAACACACCAAAUAUGGACACAAAGAGAUCUAAAACUGGAACUCCUCAAACCUCCAGCUCUUCCAUCAGAAAACAAAAGAAAGUCAAACAAAGAAAUCCAACGGAAAAACACCUAAUUGAUUUCAAUAAGCAAUGUGGUGUAGAAUUACCUGAGGGUGGCUAUUGUGCACGUUCGUUGACAUGUAAAUCCCAUUCAAUGGGUGCGAAGAGGGCAGUUUCUGGUCGUUCCAAGCCCUACGACGUCUUGCUUGCUGACUAUCAUAGAGAACAUCAAACAAAAAUUGGUGCAGCAGCCGAAAAACGUGCUAAGCAACAAGAGCUACAGAAGUUGCAAAAGCAAAUACAAAAAGAGCAGAAAAAACAUACUCAACAACAGAAGCAAGGCCAGAGGACGAAGCAAAGAAAUACAAAUGGUGUAAAGUCCGCCAAAAACGGAAAUAAAAAUACUGCAAACAACACUAACAACAUCAACGAGGUAGGACACGUUAAUCUAACACCUGAAGAGGAGACCACUCAGGUUCUAAAUGGCGUAUCCCGGUCUUUCCCGUUACCUUUAGAGUCAACAGUACUGUCAUCAGUUAGAUAUAGGACUAAAUAUUUUAGAAUGAGGGAAAUGUUUGCCUCAUCGUUUUCGGUAAAACCAGGAUAUACUUCUCCAGGUUAUGGUGCGAUACACUCUCGUGUUGGGUGUUUAGAUUUAGAUAGGACAACAGAUUAUAAAUUUCGUGUUAGAACACCACAGCCAAUUAACCAAAUAGCAAACCAAAAUCUCAAUCCGAAACAAAUACAAAGAUUACAACAGCAAAGAGCUUUACAGGCACAGCUACUCUCUCAGCAGCAGCAGCAGCAACAACAACAGCAGCAGCAACAACAACAACAGCAGCAACAACAGCAGCAACAGCAACAGCAACAACAGCAGCAACAACAACAACAACAACAACAGCAGCAGCAGCAGCAACACCUAGUACAGGCCCAGGCUAAUACGCAAUCGCAGACUCAGAGUAUAGUUCCCAACCAUUUCCCGAGCGGGGCAACCAACUCGUCAUUCAAUGCAAAUAUAAUGAGUAAGCAAGUUCAUGAACAGCAGCAGCAGCAUAAACUUCAAGAUACAGGUCUUACACCACUGGAGAUACAAUCGCAACAACAAAAACUACGACAACAACAACUACAACAGCAAAAGUUUGAAGCUGCUGCUUCAUAUUUAGCCAACGCUACGAAAUUGAUGCAAGAAUCAAAUCAAGACAACCAUAUACCUAGUAAUCCCAACAAUAACAAUGGUAAUAAUAGUAAUAAUGGUAAAAAUAACUUAUUGACUAUGAAAGCGUCCAUUAGUUCCCCUAAUGCUACCGUAAAUGGUAUGCAGUCUUCUCCUGGUAUCAACAGCAUUAAUAAUUCUGGACAAGGUGUAUCUGCCGGUAUUAAUGGCUCUAGCAAUAAUGGACGGAUUGAGGUAGGUAUCGGAAAUUCUGUGAAUCCCUAUAAUGGCAGAGUAAACUGA
Messenger RNA from Saccharomyces mikatae IFO 1815, 2109 nucleotides. RefSeq names its product deubiquitination module subunit SGF73 (gene SGF73). The record is from RefSeq and is a predicted model, not a curated record. The transcript has a single exon. Gene Ontology annotation, cellular component: SAGA complex. Bases 1 to 2109 code for a protein of 702 amino acids. Gene Ontology annotation, biological process: regulatory ncRNA-mediated heterochromatin formation; regulation of transcription by RNA polymerase II; RITS complex assembly. NCBI's taxonomy places the organism in Eukaryota, Fungi, Ascomycota, Saccharomycetes, Saccharomycetales, Saccharomycetaceae.